AUGAACACAUCUAUUCCACGUGAAGAAGUAUAUUCCUCGGAAAAAAGGGGGAGAUCUAGAACAAGAUCACCUUACAAAAACCUUUUGGUGCCGAGAUCGCGUUCUUUCCAAUCAUAUAAAAUUCAUGGAAGAGAUGAAUCUUCGCUUGGUUCUCAUAGAGGGCUGAGAGAUCUCACACCGUCAAGAUCAGCUAGUUCUGCAAUUGUAUCAAGGCCAGCAAAAAUAAUUGAAAGUGAUGAAAUGAAUGUUUCUUUCAAUCAUGCCUUUCCUGUGUUUAGCAACGAUGCUUCCCUUGUAUCGACAAGCACUAGUAGUAUGACAGUGGAUGAAUCGGCUGCAGAUGAAAUUCCAUUUCCUAUAAAGCCGAUAAAAUCACAAAAGAUUGAUACUGCUAUCGAAAAAGACUUUGAAAGAGAAUUUAAAAGAGAUACUAGCUCGGUUCUUGAGCAGCCUGGGAGAAGUCGGUCAAAGAAUGCACGUACCACUCGGCAUCCUAAAAUUUUUGAUAUAGAAGGUAGAGGCUAUAUUCCAAAGUUUCAAAUGCUACACGGAAGUUCCAUAAAUGGCUGUCCAGCAGUUUCCGUAACUUCUUCCCAUUCAAUAGACACGGAAAUUUAUCAACUACAGGAAUUGAAAUCACAGCAGGAGUUGUCUCCGGUUAGAGCAGAUACUGAUAUAAUAUGUUCUUCAAAGAAUAAGGUUAAUCGGAAUAGCCAACAUACCAAUCCGAAAAGGUCGGAUCCUACUGAAUCUUAUUGCAGCGUAGACCUUGAAGGGAGCAAUUCCUUUGAAACAAAUUCUAUGACUGGAAAUGAAAGAAAAUCUCGAUGGCAUAAAUUAAGGGAUUACGUCGGAAAUAAAGUCGCUACUUCUUUAUCACCCACAUUUAGCACGAAAACACCGAUGGAGGAGGCAAAAAAUAUCGUUAAUAGGCACUUGCUGGCAUCUGGUCAUGCUGGCAAAGAUGAUGAAAAUGAUGUAGUUGGUCCAUAUGACAGUGAUUUUGACGAUGAAAUAUUUUGGACCAGUGAUGAUGAAUUAUCUGUGAGUAAUGAUUCAUUUGCUAAUGGCAAGAAGAAGGGUAAACGUGUUAGGGUUGGAAUCGCAUCGCAUUUAAUGCAAUUGCAUGAACCAUCAAGUGAUUUGCGGGAAGUAGAUGGGAUAUAUCAGGAAUCACACUCUGACUCGAAUCUUGGUCCAAGUAAUAGUUCUAAACAAUCUUUAUUAGACAAAUUUACACUCAAAAGAUCUUCUCAGAGUUUCACUAAUUUGGGAACAAAGAUAUUUCCAAAACCUCGUCAGUCAGACUUUAAUAUGCCAUCUUUCAAACGGAAUGUUGACGGAAAAUAUGCAAAUCGGAAAAAAAAUUGUUUUCGUGGCCGGUUUAAUGUGAGCAAAGAGCCAGUAUCUACUGCAAGGAUAACAGUGCAUAUUGCAGAUAUUAUACAGAGACAGAAGUUCAUUUUGACGCUUUGUAAGGCAUUUAUGGGCUAUGGUGCUCCAAAUCAUCGUUUAGAAGAAUACAUGAGACGUACUGCCCAGGUUUUGGAGAUUGAUGCCUCUUUUGUUUACUUUCCUGGUGUCAUUAUUGUGUCUUUUGGUGAUCCUUCCACCAAGACAUCAGAGAUCAGAGUGAUACGAGUUAGUCAAGGAUUUGAUUUAUCAAAGCUUGACGAUGCACAAGAUAUAUAUAAGGCCGUUGUUCAUGAUCGACUCGGUGUGGAGGAGGCAAUCCAUAAAUUGGAUGACUUGUUAACUUGUAGACCCAUCUUUAACAAUUUUUGGAUGAUUAUUUUCUAUGGACUUGCUAGUGCAUUCAUCAUAAUAUGGUUUAACGGCUCGUGGCUUGAUAUGAUACCUAGUUUUGUUAUGGGAUGUAUUGUUGGCUUUUUUCAGUUAGUUAUUGCGCCCAAAUCAACACUUUAUUCAUCCGUUUUUGAAGUCGCUAGCUCCAUAUUACUUAGCUUCUUAGGAAGAGCAAUUGGAUCAGUUUAUGGUGGACGUUUAUUCUGUUUCAGUGCAAUUGUACAAAGUGGGCUUGCAAUGAUACUUCCUGGAUAUACUAUUAUGUCUGGCGCUCUAGAAAUUCAGAGCCGAUCUAUAGUUUCCGGAACUGUCCGAAUGUUCUAUGCAAUAGUCUAUUCUUUAUUUCUUGGAUUUGGUAUUACGCUAGGAUCUGCAUUAUAUGGAUGGAUAGACAGUAAUGCUGUGACAUCAACAACCUGCAGUGCUGAUGCAUUACCUCCACUUUGGAAUUUGUUGUUUAUUCCUGCAUUCACUGUUUUUGCGACUUUGGGCGUAGAAGCUAGAUGGUCGCAACUUCCUAUAAUGGUCAUAAUCGCCAGUGCAGGUUAUGCGGUCUAUUACUUUUCGGCAAGGCAUUUUAGUAUUUCACAGUUUAAUGCUGCUCUUGGUGCCUUUGUCGUCGGGUUACUAAGUAACUUAUAUUCUCGAUUCGGUAUGCCUUUCCGCAGACUUGGUUAUUGUGGUUCUGCAUUUACUGCUAUGUAUCCAGGCAUCAUUGAUUUGGUCCCAGGAAGUGUUGCAUCAAGAAAUGUCCUCGCUGCAGGAAUAACUCAGUUGAACUCCGCUGGGUCAGCUACUGGAAGUUCUAGUAAUGAUCUUAUUGGUGAUAGCACGUUAACUUUCGGAAUUACUAUGAUCGAAGUCUCUAUAGGGAUAUCAGUUGGUUUGUUCUUGAGUGCAAUUAUUGUUUAUCCGUUUGGUAAAAAGAAAACAGGCAUAUUUACUUUAUAA
Messenger RNA from Brettanomyces bruxellensis, 2757 nucleotides. RefSeq lists its product as uncharacterized. The transcript has a single exon. The record is from RefSeq and is a predicted model, not a curated record. Gene Ontology annotation, biological process: transmembrane transport. Gene Ontology annotation, molecular function: transmembrane transporter activity. NCBI's taxonomy places the organism in Eukaryota, Fungi, Ascomycota, Pichiomycetes, Pichiales, Pichiaceae. The coding region runs from base 1 to 2757 and encodes 918 amino acids.